This is a messenger RNA of Aspergillus steynii IBT 23096, 1900 nucleotides long. Its product is annotated as M18 family aminopeptidase. Lineage: Eukaryota; Fungi; Ascomycota; Eurotiomycetes; Eurotiales; Aspergillaceae. Gene Ontology annotation, cellular component: fungal-type vacuole. The transcript has a single exon. Bases 92 to 1636 code for a protein of 514 amino acids. Gene Ontology annotation, biological process: proteolysis. Gene Ontology annotation, molecular function: zinc ion binding; metalloaminopeptidase activity. The record is from RefSeq and is a predicted model, not a curated record.
CUCCUCUCUUCUCCCAUUCUCUCAUUGCUUAGUUUGCUCCAUUUUAGAUCCCCUCGCCCAAAUUCCCUCGGUUCCUUCGUGCAGCCUCAUCAUGACCAAGAAAAGUGUUCUUGGUCUCCGGGAUUCUUCCCUGGCUUAUCGCCUGUCUGGCGAGCUCCCGGAGGAAACAGCUGCAUUCACCUCAACCUCUUCUGCUGCUCCCAGCACAAGCACUGCCACGUUCUCCCCCGAGGACUAUGCGAAACCCUACUGUGAUUUCAUGACCUCAAACCCUACUAUCUUUCAUGCGGUCGACGGCUUUACCAAACAGCUGGAGAAGAACGGGUACAAGCGCCUGCCAGAGCGGGAAACUUGGACCAACAAGUUAGAGCGUGGAGGUAAAUACUACGUCACCCGGAACUCCAGCGCUUCCAUUGCGUUCUCGAUCGGAAAGGAUUAUCAAAGUGGCAAUGGGUUGGCUAUCAUCGCCGGCCACAUUGAUGCGCUCACCGCCAAAUUGAAGCCUGUCUCCAAGCUGCCCAACAAGUCGGGCUAUGUCCAACUAGGGGUUGCUCCGUAUGCCGGUGCUCUGAGCGACACCUGGUGGGAUCGUGACCUUUCCGUCGGAGGUCGCGUCCUCGUCCGUAACCCAAGCAGCGGUAAAGUCGAGUCCAAGUUGGUCAAGUUGGACUGGCCAAUUGCGCGAAUCCCAACCCUAGCUCCCCAUUUUGGGGCUCCCUCGCAGCCGCCAUUCAAUAAAGAAACCCAAAUGGUUCCGAUCAUUGGUGUGGAUAACUCGGAUCUCUUCUCGCAGCAAACCCCAUCCUCGUCCGACGCUGCUAGCGGGAUCAAACCCGGCACGUUUGCGGCCACACAACCGGAGAAGCUGGUCAAAGUAAUCUCUGGGGAGCUUGGUAUCACCGACUAUAGCACCAUCCUGAGUUGGGAGCUCGAGCUGUUUGACAGUCAACCCGCAAGACUUGGUGGCCUGGAAAAGGAUCUCAUUUUUGCCGGGCGAAUCGAUGACAAGCUCUGCUGUUAUGCGGCCCAGGAGGCUCUGCUGGCAUCGUCCGAUGACACCUCAACUGGCUCUGUCAAGAUGGUGGGAAUGUUUGACGACGAGGAAAUUGGUAGCUUACUGCGCCAAGGCGCUCGCUCCAAUUUCAUGAGCAGCGUGAUCGAGCGCAUUACGGAGGCCUUUGCGCCUGAGUAUGGGCCCAACCUACUGUCUCAGACAGUGGCUAACAGCUUCUUCGUCUCCUCCGACGUCAUUCAUGCCGUCAAUCCAAACUUCGCCAGUGUCUAUCUUGAAAAUCAUGCUCCCCGUCUGAACGUUGGCGUGGCCGUGUCUGCCGAUUCAAAUGGCCACAUGACGACGGACAGCGUGAGCUACGGCUUUAUGAAGCGCGUCGCCGAUCGUACUGGGUCGGCCUUGCAGGUCUUCCAGAUCCGCAAUGACUCCCGUAGUGGUGGGACGAUCGGGCCCAUGACCAGCUCUCGCAUCGGGAUGAGGGCCAUCGAUGUCGGGAUUCCCCAGCUGAGCAUGCACAGCAUCCGCGCCACAACCGGACGUUUGGACCCGGGCUUGGGAGUGAAGCUAUUCAAGGGCUUCUUUGAUCAUUUCGAGGAAGUCGACAAGGAGUUCGCCGACUUUUAAUUCCUACGAUGCUACGACGGAGACACUUAUUGCCAUUGACUCGAAUAUCUGUCUGUCCUCUGUCGGCGUACAAGUGCCUCCACGACGACCCCAUUUCCCCUGUUUAUCUCAAGACUCUAUCAAUUAGACUACUGUUGGUUGCUAGCACCAGCUGGCAGGUUCAGCUAGAAAUCUCGAUUGGUUUUCGAUUAAUGGUUGAAUAAUAUUCUAAUAGGAGUGCUAUAUCUGUGUAGUAUAUAUAUAUAGACUGAAAGAGAAAACAAG